Messenger RNA from Belonocnema kinseyi, 794 nucleotides. RefSeq lists its product as uncharacterized. NCBI's taxonomy places the organism in Eukaryota, Metazoa, Arthropoda, Insecta, Hymenoptera, Cynipidae. The record is from RefSeq and is a predicted model, not a curated record. The transcript is spliced from 4 exons. The coding region runs from base 121 to 429 and encodes 102 amino acids.
UUAAAAUAUCUAAGUCAGAUACCGAGUCAUGCAAUAGUGAAAAUAAAGUGGAAUUUUCACAACAAAGUACUAAAAGCGCUACAGCGGAAGAAAAUCGGGAAAUAAAGCUGAGCAAAGUGGAUGCACUGCAGAAGAAGGCGAUGCUUAAAAAAAAUUGCAUCCUGUUGCCUUGGAGCGAAUCGAAGAACCGGCCAAGGAAAAUGUGUUCCAGCAUACGUCAACUCAGCGUCCGGAAUUCGCCAUUCCAAGUGCUCCUCCCUCGAGCUCAGAAGUCGAAGACUUAAGGAAGGAAAACUUAUUUCUUCGACAAGAAUUGGCGAGGAAGGACAGGAUGCUCGAAGCACAUUAGGCAAACUUGACCAGGCUAUUUCUCGUUUGGAAGCCGUCUUUAAAAUAAAUGAAGGUUACUUUCACCAAUGGUUACUUUGACCAAAGGCAGAAGCAAAGUAAAAGGAAAAUUGUGCUCACUAAAAAUCAAAGCAAUUCGAUGUGAGUUCGAAAGGUGGAUGAGCCAGGAUCUAGGCUACGGCAGGGAUAUGGUCGGAAAACUUCCGAUCGCAAACAUCGAUGGAUACAUCAACACACGACGCAAUGCAUGCAUCCGACAUCCUAUACCACACCGGAUACAUUCAACGAAAACAGCACCGCACCUGUUUUCCAACCUUGAAAUUAAUGUAUUGGAAUUUUCCUUUUUUUAAUUAAGAUACGCUAUAAUAUAUUAUUUUGUAAUGUUAAAGACUAGAAAGUUUAAGACUAGAAAAUGAUAUUAUAGGAUGUGAAAGAAAUUUUGUUUA